ACAAUUUAUUCCCCCAAAAUCACAACCUUCCAAUCCUCACCACCCUCUCUCUCACUCCCCACCGCCACUCUCCUCCGCCGCCGCCGCCAUGGAAUCAAAAUCAAAGAAAAAAUCCAAGAAGCCGAAGCACCAGCACCCCAACGACCAAACCACCUCCAAAUCCGAAUUCUCCUUCAGGCCCUCCUCCGACGUGAAAGGCCUCCGCUUCGGCGGCCAAUUCAUCGUCAAAUCCUUCACCGUCCGCCGCGCCCGCCCCCUCGAGCUCCUCCGCCUCCUCUCCCUCCCCCCCACGCGCCGCGACCUCCCCUCCGCCGCCGCCUACCUCCCCACCAACUUCACCAUCCUCGCCCACCACGCCUGGCACACGCUCACGCUCGGCCUCGGCACCAAAAAAUCCAAGGUCGUCGUCUUCGUCUUCGACUCCGAGGCCUCGCGCGUCGCCGCCGAGCGCCUCUGGCCGGCCGAGAUCCCGCUCGGGGAGGUCAAUCGCAAGCUGAUCCGGAGGCUCUCCGGCUGCGAGAUGGCGCGAUUCAAGUUUAGGAAGGGCUGCAUCACUUUCUACGUUUAUGCUGUGAGAAAAAUUGGGGAUUUAGGGUUUGUGUGUGCGGAGGAUUUGAAAUGCGUGCUGCAGUCGGUGGUGGCGCUCAAGGAUUUUAUUGAUCACACGGCGAUGCUCGCCUUGCCGGAGCAGAGGAGUAUUGACCACGCGCCGCCGGUCGCCGUCGCCGUCGCGCAUUGAGAUUUUAGGAAUUUUUCUGUUUACCAUUUUUUUAAUUCGGGAAUUUUCUUCAUUUGACGAUUUAUAUUUUUUUUCGGUGGAAUUUUUGUAAAAAAAAUUACAUACGGAGUAUAUUUUAAAUUUAUUUUUAUUUGCUGAUUUUUUUUAGAGAAAUGGUCGUUAAUCGUUUAGCUUUGUUAAGAGAAGCUGUGGUCAGACCUUUCCUUAAUAAAAUUAUUGCUCCAGUAAA
Molecule: messenger RNA, 968 nt
Organism: Salvia splendens (bonfire salvia)
Lineage: Eukaryota; Viridiplantae; Streptophyta; Magnoliopsida; Lamiales; Lamiaceae
Exons: 1
Coding region: 89-739 (216 amino acids)
Source: RefSeq, a predicted model, not a curated record